AUGUGCAGUCGGCUGGAGCGGUCAAAUCUAACUUCUUCCACAACUGAGAAACCUUCUGACAAAGCAUCGAAUAACAUGGGCUUCACCAAGUUAUCCGAAGAGACGGGUGAUCCAUUUUGCAACUUGCUUGAAUAUGCUGCCAACAACGAUGUUGAAGCUUUCAAGAGAUCCAUUGAGCUUGACCUGUCCUGUGUCGAUGAGCCUGGACCUUGGUAUGUCCGCAAGAUGGGUUCAAAGCAUAUCACCUCGGAAGAACGAACUCCGCUGAUGGUAGCUGCAACCUAUGGAAGCCUUGACGUGCUGAAGCUGAUAGUUGCUCUUCCUGAAGUUGAUCUUAACAGGUUGUGUGGCCGUGACAAGUGGACUGCUCUCCACUGUGCUGCUUUUGGGUGUUCUGCCAAUGCCUAUGAUGUAAUUAAGCUUCUGUUAUCUGCUGGUGCCGACCCCAAUGUUAUGGACUUGAGUGGCCGACGCCCGGCAGAUGUAAUCGUAGCCCCUCUGAAGCUUCCUGGUGGGAAAGCCGCCAUUGAGGACUUGCUCGUGAACAAUAGUUUUGAUGGGUCGGUUGGGGAUUGCAAUCUACGGGUCUCCAUAUCUAGCUCAAACGUGUCUUCACCAGUGCUAUCGUCAUCCUCUGAAAGCCGUUCCCCAUUUUCUCCAUCCUACUCCUUGUCAUCCCCCACAGCACCAAAGGUUCCAGCCAUGAACUCUAUCAUGGAAAAGAAACAGUAUCCAGUUGACCCGUCUCUUCCUGACAUCCGGAACAGCAUAUACUCGACCGAUGAGUUCCGAAUGUUCUCAUUCAAAGUCCGGCCUUGCUCGAGAGCCUACUCCCACGACUGGACCGAGUGCCCCUUUGUCCACCCAGGCGAGAAUGCUCGCCGGCGUGACCCACGGAAAUUUCACUACAGCUGUGUCCCGUGCCCUGAAUUCCGGAAGGGCGCCUGCAGGCGCGGGGAUAUGUGCGAGUACGCCCAUGGUGUAUUUGAGUGCUGGCUCCACCCGGCCCAGUACCGUACUCGCCUCUGCAAGGAUGGCACUAGCUGUGCCCGACAGGUGUGCUUUUUUGCGCACACGCAUGAGGAACUCCGUCCUUUGUACGUAUCUACAGGUUCCGGUGUGCCAUCACCGAGAUCUUCUGCCUCGACCCCAAGUUUCAUGGAUAUGGCCUCGGCCCUGAGCAUAUUUCCUGGUUCACCGACUUCACAGUCUGUGAUGUCUCCCUCUGUUGUUUUUAACCAGGCGGCCAUGUCUCCUAAUGGUAUGUCUCAUCCUUCCCCGGCUUGGCCUCUGCCGAAUGUUCCCACUCUUCAUCUACCCGGCAGCAAUCUCCAGUCGAGCAGGCUGAGGUGUUCUCUCAGCGCUCGGGACAUACCGCCCGAGGAUCUGAACCUGUUGCAUGAUUACGAGACCCAGCAGCUGGUCUUGAAUGACCUGGUGCGUUUUCAGAAUUCCACCAUGUUGGGUGGUGGUGGGUCGGUGAACCGUCCCAAGGCUGCACUUGCUCCAUCCAAUCUUGAAGAGCUUUUUUCGGCUGAGAUGGGUUCAUCCCCUAGAUUUUCCGAUGCAGCUUUUGGUGCUUUCUCUCCCUCCCACAAGUCGGCCAUUCUCAACCAGUUUCAGCAGCAGCAGCAGCAACAGAACAUCAACACUAAUUUAGUCUUUUCUCCUAGAAAUUUGGAGAACCCUUUGUUGCAAGGCCCUUUUUCGUCCCCCAGAAGCAUGGAGCAGAGUUCCCUUCUCUCAGCCAUUGCCCAGCGGGAGCGCCGUAGUUUCAGCUCUCGGGAGCUUGGGUCCCACCACCACGGCCCUGUUUCUGCUGCUUGGCUAUCUCCCAAUAAUAAUGGGAAAGCUGACUGGUCAUCUUUUGAGCUUAAGAAGAAUGAUGAUGGGGUGGAAGGAGGAGGAGGAGAACCAGACCUUUCUUGGGUGCAGUCCCUCGUGAAAGAAUCACCACCUGAGAUGGACAAGGACAAGCAGCCAGCAUCCGGUGAGUGUUUGAAUAAUCAUAAUACUAACUCUCAGACUGACUCCAUCGAUCACACUGUUUUGGGAGCCUGGCUUGAGCAGAUGCGUCUCGAUCAGCUCGUAGUCUAG
Molecule: messenger RNA, 2097 nt
Organism: Striga hermonthica
Lineage: Eukaryota; Viridiplantae; Streptophyta; Magnoliopsida; Lamiales; Orobanchaceae
Source: the annotation of a GenBank genome assembly